CAACGCGAGACUUUACCGCAUAUAAAAAGCGCGAAUUCGACACGAGGGGUCUUCUCCAAACUGUGUUGGAGUUGUGUGUGCGGCUGCAGCAGCAAAUUAGUUUCAGUUUCUCCCCGAAUGUAAACUAGCUGUCCAAGAUGCCCAAGAGGAAAAGCGGCUCAGCAAUUGAGGAGCCUCCAAAGCAGGUCAAUGCGGAGGAGAAAGACAUGGAAGAUGAGAGUGACAGUGACCAGGAAGAUCAUCCACAGAAUAGACAGGUGCAGGGUGUGAGUGAGGUGGCGAGUGAUGCAGGGAUUGUGGAGAGCAUCACACUGAAGAACUUCAUGUGCCACUCUCACCUCGGCCCAUUCACUUUUGGUUCAAAUGUGAACUUUGUUGUUGGCAACAAUGGAAGUGGAAAGAGUGCCGUUCUGACAGCUCUCAUAGUUACCCUAGGCGGUAAUGCACAUGCCACCAACAGAGGAUUGUCCCUCAAAGGAUUUGUAAAGGAAGGAGAAAGUUCGGCUGAUGUUUCGAUCACCCUGCGAAACAAAGGAAGGGACGCCUUCAAAUCUGAGGUGUACGGCCCAGCUAUCACUGUAGACCUGAGAAUAACACGCGAGGGGUUGAGAACCUAUAAACUGAGGAGCAAAUCUGGUCAAAUUGUCUCAACCAAAAAGGAAGAGUUGCUCUCUAUCCUGGACAAUUUUAACAUACAGGUCAACAACCCUGUUUCUGUUCUCACUCAAGAGAUGAGCAAAUACUUCCUACAUUCCAAAGGGGAAGGGGACAAGUACAAGUUUUUCAUGAAAUCUACCCAAUUGGACCAGAUGAGAGAGGACUUUCUGCACAUCAAAACCACCAAGCGUAUCACAGAAGAAAAAGUUGAGCAACAUGGUCAAUACUUGAAAGACUUGAAGCAGAAGUACCUGGAGAAAGAAGGAGCGUUUCAAGAACCUGUCAUCAUUGGAUGAAAUGGAGACCAAACU
This is a messenger RNA of Gymnodraco acuticeps, 968 nucleotides long. Its product is annotated as structural maintenance of chromosomes protein 6-like. Gene Ontology annotation, biological process: double-strand break repair via homologous recombination. The coding region runs from base 138 to 953 and encodes 271 amino acids. Lineage: Eukaryota; Metazoa; Chordata; Actinopteri; Perciformes; Bathydraconidae. Gene Ontology annotation, molecular function: ATP hydrolysis activity; single-stranded DNA binding; damaged DNA binding. Gene Ontology annotation, cellular component: Smc5-Smc6 complex; site of double-strand break; nucleus. The transcript has 9 exons. The record is from RefSeq and is a predicted model, not a curated record.